CAUUUUACGAUAAAUUAAGUUUGAACAAUGGGCAAAUACAAGGGGUAUAGGUGCAAAGCUUGGAUUUUUUUCCAAAUCAUCAUCACUUUCUUACAACGUCAGAUUGUCACGCAGGGAGAGACAGAGACAGUGAGGAGGGUUGAAUUGCUCCAGUUUGGUAACCAAAAGAGAUAGAUCACAUACAAAUUUGUGGACGACAGGGUCAGGAGUUAUCGAGAUUCAGAGGGAAUCAUCGUUCUUGAUUGAUGAUGGCGUCGUCGAUGAAAUUGUCUGUGUUGUUCAUGUUCAUUACCCUGUCGAUUUUGUUUUCUGUUUCCUCAUCUUCUCCGUCCCUGUCAUCGAGGUGUCAUCCUGAAAAUUUUCCAUUUCUUCGCGAUCUACAGCAUCAGUGCCCUACCACAAUCGUAUAUUCUUCGCCGAUCGAGAUGGAUGGAGAGUCUCUUGACAGGCUUUUGAGUUCAACGAAUGUUUAUAAGGCCAUAUUAUUCUAUGCUUCCUGGUGUCCGUUUUCUAGGAAUGCACAACCCAAGUUUGAUGCUCUUGCUUCAAUGUAUCCACAAAUUAUGCAUGUAAAGGUUAAACAAUCUUCGGCUCUGCCAAGUGUUUUCUCAAAGCAUGGAAUUCAUAGCGUCCCGUCAAUUUUAAUAGUGAAUGGAACAACCCGAAUGCAGUAUCAUGGUCCAAAAAAUUUGCACUCCCUUUCGGACUUCUAUCAAAGAACUACAGGACUUGAGCCCCUGAUGUACUUGACCGAAGAUCAAGUGAUGCCAUCUUCAGAAAACAGACCGAGAAGUGUUGUUUCAUGGAAGGACAUAAUGAGUGAGGAACCGUAUCUGGUGUUUUCCUUAUCGUUGGUGUUACUGAAGGCAUUCCUAAUUUUAUGUCCGGAGGUGGUGUCGAGUGUGAUAGCGUUAUGGGUAGCAUACAUUCCGCGGUUGAAUCUGGCAAUCUUUGGAGAAAGUAGACAGGUUUUGACGCACGCUCUCCAGCUGUUUGAUGUAAAGUCGGCAUUUAGUAAGCUGAAAGUUAGCAAAAGCAGGAAGUUCCAUAACGGAGCGAGAAGUGCUCGCGUAUUGGCAUCGUUAUCUUUGGGGGAGACAUCUUCAGGAAGAGCAUGAGAUGGUAUAAAUGAAGAAUCAUAAACCUUUACUUGUUUCUUUAUAAAACAAUUAAUUAGACUGAGGUGAACAACUUAUGUAAUAUAUAUAAUACUAAUAUGUAUAUUUUGGCUCCAAGCAUUGUGUUAUGCUUUCCAAGUUAUAUGGU
Cynara cardunculus var. scolymus (artichoke) is the source of this 1266-nucleotide messenger RNA. RefSeq names its product 5'-adenylylsulfate reductase-like 5. The record is from RefSeq and is a predicted model, not a curated record. The coding region runs from base 246 to 1118 and encodes 290 amino acids. The transcript has 4 exons. Lineage: Eukaryota; Viridiplantae; Streptophyta; Magnoliopsida; Asterales; Asteraceae.